GCAGAGUUAAGAAUAUAGCAGUUGUAAUCUUAAACGUAGUCGUUUUAGUUCUCCCGGAUAUUGGAAUGGGCAUGCUUAGUUAAGAGAGGCGGUUAAACAUCAGACUUCAAAAACCCUUACUACAGUAGGGUUUAUGAUCCGAGAUUGUUAGUGCCAAAUGGAGAAAUCACAAUUUGGAACAACGUCAUUCUGUUUCUCUCCUCAACCUCAUCGACAUCUCAAGAGUGAAACUUAUCGCUCUUUGAUUCGAAUCCUGUCGCACUGCUAUGAUCACUCUCCAGUUUCAGCUCCCCAGGAGCCAAUUCCAGAGAUACGUGAGCAAGGUGAAUUGGUCGGUCCUGAUUGUGCAGUGCCUGAGAAUGAAGACGCAGUUGUCAAGGAAACCUUUGAAGCUGGUGACACGCUAAUUGUAAAUGAUGAGAUAGAUCAUAUAUUAGGAAUAGAAGAAAAUGAUGAUUUUUUGAAAAGGGACCCAAUGACUAGUGAUAUUGCUGACGGCACUGGUUCCCAAGACAUGGGAUUUGAUCGGCAACAAAUGUUGAUGGAUGAAUUAGAGCAUAUUGUAAAAGGAAAUGGAGAACUUGUUCAAGAGAAUACUAGUAGUGUCUCAGCAGCAUCUAUGGAUGAGAACCAGAGUGGUGAGGCUGUCUUGAUGAAUGACCCAAAAGAAAAUGUUGACUUUGAGCAAAUUGUUAAUGAGAAAUUUGGGAAAGAGGCUCAGCUACAAGUAGAGAAAAUACAAUGUAAUCUAAAGAUUUCUGAACCAGUUGAUUUUUCUGUAGAUAGAAGUAUGCAUUGUCAACUUCCAAAACCGAGUGACGAAAGUGAAGGCGGGUGUUCUUUAUUGAGGACUAAUGCCGUGGAAGCAGAGCCUGAAAUGCGGCCAAAAGAGAUGGUACCAGAGAAAUUAGUUCAUACUGAUGGUGCAAUGGUUUCCUAUAAUUAUGUGGCCAAAGAUGUAGAUGUUGAAGAGAAAGAAGUUUCUGGUGGCUUUGAGGUUGAUGAAGCAUCAAUUGAUAUGCUUUUUAAAAGUGCUGUGUUGUCAGAGGAGAAGAAAGAUAGGUUGCAAGUUUCUGAAGAUGUAAUUGAUAAAAGAGAGUUUUCUUGUGAUGAACAAAACAGAGCUAAUGAAAUAUUUUCUGAUCCUGCUGCUUUUACUGUGAAUCAUGCCAAUAUUGGUAGAGCAAUGGAACUCAAAGAAAGUUUCAGAAAUGAUAAACAGUGUGAAUCCAAAAACUUUGUGCAUGGAACCUCAAAGAUGGCUACAGAUGAAGAGAGGUAUACUUCUGUGCCAGCAGCUGGAACAAAUAAAAGGAAAUCCAGUGGAGAUGAGGGGAGUGUUGCUUGUCCAGCAAUAUAUCCUAACAAUCCAACAAUGCGUGUGGAAGUCUUAGAGCUAAGCGCAACUGAGAAGCGAGGAAUUACAUCUGAAGAGAAGCUGGAUUCUAGUGUCCGUAAUAAGAAAAAGCGAAGUGCUCCCUCAAAGGAAAGGAAAGCAAAGAAAAAGCAAAAAGAACGAAAAAAGCGAGCAGAAAAGAAUCGACAGCUUGGCGUUAAAAGGUUGAAACUGCGUCCGGUUCUGAAACCAAAAACUGUAACGUAUUGCCGUCAUUACCUUAUGGGAAGAUGCCAGGAGGCUGACAAUUGCAAAUUUUCACAUGAUGCAGUACCUUUAACAAAGUCCAAGCCAUGCUGUCAUUUUGCACGUAACUCCUGCAUGAAGGGGGAUGACUGUCCAUUCGAUCAUCAGCUCUUUAAGUAUCCCUGUAACAACUUUGUGGCUAAAGGCUUUUGCAACAGAGGUGGUGAUUGUAUGUUUUCACACAAGGUGCUACCCAAGGAAGAUGGCCCUUCCACUUCUAGUGCUUCCAAACAUGAACUGAAGCUUCCAUCCCUGGUUCAUAUGUCCAAUUCCCAGAAGCAAGCAAACAUUGAUCCAUUCUCCCAUCAGAACCUUGAUGCUUUAUCCAACUGUAGAAAAGUUUCUUCAUGCAAAAAUACAGAACAGAAUGUGGCAGUGCCUGUGCAACAACCUGCAGUGGCACCCAAAGGUGUAAGUUGUCUCUUCUUUGGGAAAUCAUCAUUGCUUGAAUCCAGUAAACUUAAACAAGGCAGCUCAUCUCCAAAGAGGAAUGGCAGUGGCAAAGUUGGGAAUCAGACUGAACAAACUGCAUUGAGCACUGUUCAAAAUAUGAAUGAAACGCCAAAGAGAACACCACCUGUAGCCGCACCAAAGGGUGUAAAUUUUCUUUCAUUUGGCAACACUCCAGUGGCAGAUUCCGGUAGUAAAAAAUUAGCUAGCUUGCUUUUGAGUAGGGAAAAUGGUGUAAAAUCAUCGCUAUUAAACAAUUUCGGUGUAAAUAAACAAGCUGGCUCAUCGCACAAUGGAGAAAAUAAUGUCAAGGUUGGGAACCAGAAAACCCAAACUAUGUCAAGUGCAACUGAAAAUUCAAAAGAGAUGCUGAAGAAAACUCAUCCUGCAUUCACUCCACAGGGACUGAACUUUCUCUCUAUCAGAAAAGCUUUAACAGAUGACUCUAUUAGUAAUAAACAAGCUAGUUUGCCUUCCAGUUCGGAUAAGGGUAUCAAUAGAUUGCUUGAAGAGAGUCAAAAUACCCCCAAUGAACAUCAAAACUCUACUGCAAUUCCACGGAGGCCCCUGGCUUCCCUACUUGCUGUAGGUCACUCUUCAGAUCUAGCAUGUGGGCACUCUAAAGGCACUCCAAACUCAUCUCAGAGGGCACUCAUGUCGACUCUAGCAUUUGCAGCAAAGAUUGAAACUGAAAGGAAAAUAAAUCUGUCUGCACUCAGUACUGGGUCCAAUAAUCAAACAAGAGAUGAUGAUACUGGCAGUGGUGCUGGUACCAGUGGAGGUCAACUUAAUGACUUAACAAAAGGUUCAAAAAUUUUAGACUUCUUGUCUAGUCUUGGCAAAACAAAGCAGUAAACACGAGUGCCAACUGUUUCAUGAAGUAUAUGCUUGAGAUGCAGUUAGAUCACAGGUCAUGUGACUGAUUCUUAAAUGUUUAUAGUCUUGGUCUUUGUACACUUUUUGACAGAUUGAUCCGGCUGCUGCUGUCACUUGUAUUCUGUCACCAAAUAAGCAGGUUGGCCACAUGUUUGAAGGCUGCACAUUUGGUAUCUUGAUGAAACCCAGUCUCAGGUGUGGAUGCUAGGAGCUCAGCAGCCCGAGAUUCUCCAGCUCUUAUUAAUCUCAGUUUGGCUAAUUGUGCAUAAUUCUGUUUGUUGAUUUUAGCUCGGUGAAAAUCCAAUCUUUUGUGAUUACCAUCUUAAAGUUUAGAUAUGGCUGUUUUACUUUUAAGUUCCAAUGAACAAGAUUUAAGAGAGAAAAGGUGAGGCAUCAUCUUGUUCGGUGGAGAGAAUAUCUGAAUUCUCUAUGUUACAAGUCUAUCAUCAAAUGGCAGAGAUCGACAGUUACUACUGUAUGUGCAGUGUCGAUACUGGACUGGCCCUUUGAUUAAAGGAUUAUUUUUAAAGCAAAAUCUUUACACAACGGGAAGCUCGUUUCCUUCAUUUUGAGGUAAAACUAAAAUAGGAUAUAUAUAUAUAUAUAUUUUUUUUGUUUUUCAUGAGAAAGGUCAUUGCAUUUGUGCUGCAAGUGCAAUGAUAUGAAGGUUCUUUGGAGUUUGGAUCAUGCAUGUCCAAACUCUAAGCUGCGUUUGUCAGUAGGAUUGGGCUGCAUUAUCGGAACUCUGCAUAAUUUGACACAUUCAUGGAUUGGACAUUAUUUUUCAAUGGCCAACCUGAUCUUUUAUCCCAUGGAAGGGAGAUGGGUUAGAUUUGAUAUGAUGGACCUGCUGGUAUCUUCCUCAAUCUAAUUAAAAUCUAAGCCAUAAUCUUUAGUCCAUUCCUGCGCACCAAAGGUUGGUCGAUUUUAACCAUUGUUGGAUAGCCUCAGAUAAAUAAGCAUUAAGUUAUAAGGUUAUCUGUAAGAGCAUGAUCCAAAGAUAUCUUGUACUGUAAUGCCGGUUGAUUAAGAUUUAAGAUGGUGGCAUGCAGCAUGAUGCCAGUCGUACUACUAUUAUUCUUGGAUCUGGUGAAGAGUUGAAAAAAGUUUUGCUGUCAAUGUUGUCUAAAAUCCUGAAACCAAAAAUUAAAUUACAUUUGUACCAUAGUGUAGUACUCAUUUAGAUUAUUUCACAUUUAGGCAUUUCCAUGUGAAGUGAUAUGUGUUGUACAGUUGG
Pistacia vera is the source of this 4205-nucleotide messenger RNA. RefSeq lists its product as uncharacterized. Gene Ontology annotation, cellular component: nucleus. Gene Ontology annotation, molecular function: RNA binding; metal ion binding. The record is from RefSeq and is a predicted model, not a curated record. Bases 158 to 2947 code for a protein of 929 amino acids. Gene Ontology annotation, biological process: negative regulation of DNA-templated transcription. Lineage: Eukaryota; Viridiplantae; Streptophyta; Magnoliopsida; Sapindales; Anacardiaceae. The transcript is spliced from 11 exons.